AAACUUGCUGUGACAUGAAUUCUUUCUGUGAUGGAGAAACUUUUAUGAUGCCUGCUUUUAAAGUCAAAGUAUUACUUUCAUAUGAAGCUCCAUCUCUCAGAGUAAAUAACUCAGUGACUGUCAGUAAAUGUCUGACGUUUAGAGAAGUGAAACAGCUGGAAAAGCAGAAGUUCAGUAACAUCAUUUGAAUAUGAUCAACAGUUUCAAAAGACAGUGAUCAACCAAGUGUAAACAGUGUAAGCUAACCUCCACAGCGGACGGAUUCACUCGUGUCAGAAAGAUGAAGCCGUCAUGCUGGUGGUUGAUGUCUGUUUAUGUCACGUGUUUACACCCAUCUCUCGUUCUGGCCAUUAAAAGGAUCAUAGUGAAUUACUCAUCUCAGAACCUGUCCUCGGUUCCUCCCGGCCUGAAACCAUCUACAGAGGACUUGGAUCUGUCGCUGAACCACAUCCAGACGCUGAGCGGCAAAGACUUCAGCACUACACCACGACUCCAUUUCCUCAAUCUGUCCUGGAAUAUACUGGAAAACAUAGACAUGGACACAUUUAACUCCACACCGGCUUUGGAGAUUUUGGACCUGUCGCACAACAGACUCCAGAACCUCUCUGACCAACCAUACCUGCUUAAGGCGGGAAAUCUGCAGUUCUUAGACUUGUCAUCCAACAUGUUUUCCGUCAUGGCACUAGGGAAGGAAUUUUCUACCCUGAAACACCUGCAGUGGCUUGGCCUGAGUGCCAUUUCAAUCGGCAACGAAGACUUUACUUACAUUGCCAAUCUUACUUUGAAAACGCUCUUCAUUAAUACUGAUAAGCUACAGAAGUAUGAAGAGAGGAGUCUAAUGGGUGCCCAUGCAGAGAAGGCCGUCAUCGCCCUGUCCAACAAAGACCUAGAUAUUGCAGUCGCUGAUGAUGUUUUUGCAUCAUUUAAAGAGGUAGAAUUCACCAAGAUGGACAGCGAGAUGAAGGUUCUCCAGCAGAUAUGCCAGCGAGGAACAGUACGCACCAUUAGUCUAGAAAUCUCCAAGGUAAAAACCACCUGGGAAGUUCUGACAGGCUGUGUAAACACAAUACUGUCAUCUGCCAUUCAACAGCUUUCCUUCUCAGACCUUACCAUGACAAAAAUGAUAGACGGCAGGCCUGUGUCCUCGAGCCGCUUGUUGGAGUCCUUCUCUACAAGAAGAGCGUCUGUAACCGAAUUCAUCUUCAACCAAACAGAGCUCUAUGACUUCUUCAUAAGCAUGCCAGCGAGAAAAGUUAGUUUAACCCAAACGCCCAUCAUCUUUAUGACCUGCCCUCAGACUGUUAGCAAGAUCGAGGUGUUGGACUUGUCCGAUUGCGCCCUUACGGAAAACAUCUUCUCGGUUGGUCCAGAUACAGAAUGUAGUACACUAACAAACCUGGAAAGUCUGGUUCUGAGGGGCAACAACCUGAAACAUCUUGGACCGCUGACCUCCAGAAUCCAUCUCAUGAGCUCACUGAAAUACGCUGACUUCAGUCAGAACAAGCUUACUUAUUCCGAGGAACAAGGCAAGUGCGUUUGGCCUCGCAAAGUUGCCCACGUGGAUUUGUCCUCAAAUGGGUUUGACCAGAGCAUCUUCAAGUGUUUGCCCGAUUCCAUAAGAAUCUUAAACCUCCGGAAUAAUCGAGUGACCACAGUCCCUGCAGAUGUUGGGGUCUUAGAAGACUUGAGCAUCCUGGACCUAGCAGAUAACCGCUUGCUGGACCUUCCCACUUGUCAAGCAUUCCCAAACCUGCAGAAGCUCCAAGUAAGAACAAACUCCAUCCAUUCGCCUUUACCGGGAACCCUCGAGACUUGUCCUUAUCUCAAAGAUCUUGACUUGAGCCGCAACCCCUUCAUCUGCACUUGUGCUUUGCGAGAAUUCGCAGCUCUCAUCAAAAACCAAGCAACACAAACUCCUGGUGUGACUCUCGGCCACUGGCCGGAAGGAUAUCAAUGUAGUUACCCAGAAUCCAGGAGCAACACCAUGCUAAAAGACUUCUACCUUCCUGAGAUAUCCUGUGAUGGCUGGAUCCUGGCUGUUACGAUUCUGAUCCCGACAGUCACUCUGGUAGUUGCCAUCAGCCUUCUUUGCCAUCGGCUGGACGUGCCGUGGUAUCUCAAGAUGAUGUGGAAAUGGACACGCGCCAAGCACCACGCAAUAACCUCCCAGAAGAAGACUGAGGAUAUGGAGGGGUUGCGCUUUCAUGCGUUCAUAUCGUACAGCCAAAAGAACGCAGACUGGGUCAAAGCUCAAUUUCUUCCCAAGCUCGAGGGCGAUUGUGGGUUGCGAGUUUGUCACCACGAGCGGGACUUUAUCCCGGGAAAGACGAUCGUUCAGAACAUCCUCCGAUGCAUCGAGCACAGCAGAAGGUGCGUCUUCGUACUGUCGUCACAUUUCGUCCAGAGCGAAUGGUGCCACUACGAGCUCUACUUCGCCAAUCACCAGAGGGUAAUGCGAGGGAUGGAUAGCAUCCUCCUUAUUCUGCUGGAACCUCUGCCGUUAUAUCUCAUUCCCUCCAAGUACUACCAACUCAAGGCCAUGAUGUCCAGACGCACAUAUCUAGAGUGGCCACAGGAAGGAGCCAAGCAGAAGCUGUUUUGGGCAAAUCUCAGAGCAGCUCUGCAGGCCAACCUUCCCAUUCCAUCAGAGAGAGAAGAAGAGUGAUGAGAGGAGUUUUACAAAUUUAUUUCAUAGAGAUUGUCUUAGCAUAUAUUUAUUUAGAGCAGUGGAUCUCAACAAGGGUUCCAGGGUCCACUAGGGGGCCUCAACAAAACAAGAUAAAACUAAUCUAAAAUCAAGAUAUUUCUAAUUUUAAUUCACCACCUCAACCUGGAUACAAGAGGUAGCCUAAUUUUAAAAGUGUGACUUCUAGUCCUGGAAUAUUGAGGGAUUUAGCAAACUAAAUAAAAUAAAUAAAUAAAUAAAUAAAUACAUACAUAAUGGAAUUCUUAAAUAAGCCAUGUAAUGUUGCAAUAAACCUUUAAAUGUACAAUGACAUAUAAGCCAUAAUUAAGGCGCGUAUUACAUGUAAUCAAUUAGCUCGAUUUCUACUCUCAAAAACAAAGCAGUUCUUUAGACCUCGCCUUCAAGACUUUGACAGGUGAAAGGGAAAAUAUUCAUUUCAAUGCAAAUUUCAUGUUGUUGUUUUUUGUAUUAUGUAAUAUUUCAGUCUUUUUAGACAUAUGUUUACUAACUGCAACAUUUCACUAUACAUUUAAUCAUUUUGUGAUAUAAUGAUUAGAUUUAUGUCAUCUGCUUCAUAUAUCAUGAUGUUCAUUUCAAGGCAUAUUUCAGGUAUUUCAUGUCCUUUAUCAUGUAACAUGCAAAAAGGUUUAUUUAUUCAUAAAGCUUAUUUAUGCUUAUAUUUCAAUGUACAUUUAUUUCAUGCAACAUGCCAUUAAUAAUUUCAUUUACUCUGUCAAAACUUGUACUAGAAAAGUAAAUCAAUAAAAACUUAAAAAUGGG
This is a messenger RNA of Ctenopharyngodon idella (grass carp), 3466 nucleotides long. RefSeq names its product toll-like receptor 1 (gene tlr1). The coding region runs from base 281 to 2665 and encodes 794 amino acids. The record is from RefSeq and is a predicted model, not a curated record. Gene Ontology annotation, cellular component: membrane. Gene Ontology annotation, biological process: inflammatory response; toll-like receptor signaling pathway; immune response. Gene Ontology annotation, molecular function: protein binding; transmembrane signaling receptor activity. Lineage: Eukaryota; Metazoa; Chordata; Actinopteri; Cypriniformes; Xenocyprididae. The transcript is spliced from 2 exons.